This is a messenger RNA of Aaosphaeria arxii CBS 175.79, 654 nucleotides long. RefSeq lists its product as uncharacterized. The transcript has 2 exons. The coding region runs from base 133 to 558 and encodes 141 amino acids. NCBI's taxonomy places the organism in Eukaryota, Fungi, Ascomycota, Dothideomycetes, Pleosporales. The record is from RefSeq and is a predicted model, not a curated record.
UGUGGUGAUAUAUGCCCCACGGGACGAGGCGGAGAUUGAAAUUGCCAUAACCAUCGUGAAGGCAUCAAUCGAGUAUAUGACAAGCGCACGAGGCGCUUUGGAGUAAGACGAACCCAAAAUUUGGGGAAACGAAUGUUGCAACGACAAUCGAGCAGAGGCUGGACUAGUACUGCAGGGCAGCUUUGCAUUGGGGUAGGGCUGGAGUUGAACUUUGGCCUGGCUUUGAAUCUACUGUCACCUAUUCUGAGCGGAGUCUUCCUUUCAUCCAAAAUCAAUAUCUUACUGCAUUAUCUAUUGAUGCUGUGUUGCAAUACCGUUUCCAAUUAUCGCAAAACGCCCGAUGUAUAUCUUAUAGCCGGGAAACUUGCAGGUAUAUUAUCCCUUCAUAGGCGAGACGAGUCCUGGGGACGAGUAAGGUCCAUACUGGAAAUCUGCAAGGUUCCUCUCCAACAGCCCAUGUCGGUUCUGCCAACCCGAGCCCAAUCCAGCCAUUCACCCUUUGUGUGGGGCCUCCAGGUGAAUUGUGCAACCCCACAAGGGGUCUCGCACCCAUGCUAAAUUCAGAGAGAUUUAUGAAGAUCAAAUAUUUCCAGGCCAUGGAAGCUGCAUUUCGCUUGAUCGCGCGCUUGAGCCGAUGCACCUGAGCCGUUAAGU